Molecule: messenger RNA, 2280 nt
Organism: Myotis davidii
Lineage: Eukaryota; Metazoa; Chordata; Mammalia; Chiroptera; Vespertilionidae
Gene: CRX
Product: cone-rod homeobox
Exons: 4
Coding region: 394-1293 (299 amino acids)
Biological process (GO): multicellular organism development; regulation of transcription by RNA polymerase II
Cellular component (GO): nucleus
Molecular function (GO): RNA polymerase II cis-regulatory region sequence-specific DNA binding; DNA-binding transcription factor activity, RNA polymerase II-specific
Source: RefSeq, a predicted model, not a curated record
UUUUCCUCCUCUUUCACCAAUGGGGCCUAAGGAAGAACUUUCCCGAGAAGUGGGGGCUCCUGGUCACAGGCAGGAGCUGGGGCCCCCCUUUCCCUUCAGCCCUAAUUGCCAAGAUGUCACGGUGGGGAGAGGAGGGGAUUAGGCAGAUGGGUGCCCCUCCCCCUCCCAGCCAAUGUCACCUCCCGGGGCCCAGUCCCCCUCCCGGGGCCAGGAUUACCCUCCGAGAUCCAGGCCACAUGGCCAAUGACAUCACUGCCAGCCGGGGCUUAAAGUCUCCCCGUGUGAGGGGACCCGUCUCCUUCAGCCUCUGCCAUCUGACAACUGUCCUGGACGUGACAACUGUCCCUCUGUCCUGGAGGCCCACUCACCUGGUCCCCAGUGUCCGCAAAGAUCAUGAUGGCGUAUAUGAACCCGGGGCCCCACUAUUCCGUCAGCGCCUUGGCCCUGAGCGGCCCCAGCGUGGAUCUGAUGCACCAGGCUGUGUCCUAUCCGAGCGCCCCGAGAAAGCAGCGGCGGGAGCGGACCACCUUCACCCGGAGCCAGCUGGAGGAGCUGGAGGCCCUGUUUGCCAAGACCCAGUACCCAGAUGUGUACGCCCGCGAGGAGGUGGCCCUGAAAAUCAAUCUGCCGGAGUCCAGGGUUCAGGUUUGGUUCAAGAACCGCAGGGCUAAGUGCAGGCAGCAGCGGCAGCAGCAGAAACAGCAGCAGCAGCCCCCAGGGGCGCAAGCCAAGGCUCGUCCUGCCAAGAGGAAGGCGGGCACAUCCCCAAGGCCCUCCACUGAUGUCUGUCCAGACCCUCUGGGCAUCUCAGAUUCCUACAGCCCCCCUCUGCCUGGCCCCUCAGGCUCCCCCACUGCGGGAGUGGCCACUGUGUCCAUUUGGAGUCCAGCUUCAGAGUCCCCUUUGCCCGAGGCCCAGAGGGCUGGGCUAGUGGCCUCAGGGCCUUCUCUGACCUCAGCACCCUACGCCAUGACCUACACCCCAGCCUCUGCUUUCUGCUCUUCCCCCUCAGCCUAUGGGUCUCCCAGCUCCUUCUUCAGUGGCCUGGAUCCCUAUCUUUCUCCCAUGGUGCCCCAGUUGGGGGGCCCGGCUCUCAGCCCCCUUUCUGGCCCCACCAUGGGCCCCUCCCUGGCCCAGUCACCCACCUCCCUGUCAGGCCAGAGCUAUGGCGCCUACAGCCCUAUGGACAGCUUGGAAUUCAAGGACCCUACAGGCACCUGGAAAUUUGCCUACAACCCCAUGGAUCCUCUGGACUACAAAGAUCAGAGUGCCUGGAAGUUUCAGAUCUUAUAGAAGCGACGUCUCCACCUCUUGUUUAAGUCUCCUCCCUGAAGCGCAGGUACUCGGACGGCAGCUCUGAGAAAGCCGCAGGAGCCAGCCAUCCUGCCAAAGGCUGUGGCCACUUUGACUUCCUGAGAAGCUUAACACAACACAGUCCACCCCUUUCCUCCCUGGGAGAGGGGCCCCUUCAGCAGGGCUCAGUAAUUCUCUCAACCCAGCACCAUCUCACACCGAUUCUAACGGGCAUUUUCAAACAUGAGCCCCAGACUCCAGAAACUGGCACUGAGAACUUGCCCCGAGAUGGAACGAAACCAAACUCACAGUUGAUUUGGGGGUAAGGUUUAGGUUGGAAUCGAGAUGCCCUUGAACAAACCAGUAGGGAGGUUUGAUGUCCUAACUUUCCAUUUUAAACUCUUCUUUAGCACGUGGCUGGUGAUCCUUCUAGAACUUCCAAAGGUAGACUUUAAGAGGCCCCAUCAUGGAAGCUUAGGCCAUGUAUUUGGCGAUGAUAACCAACUUUACAAAUGACAGUUACAUGGUAGGUACGGGGGCCUGUUUGCUAUGUUCUAGUAUCGAUUUCUUAGUUUCUUCUUAAAGAUACUUCAUCGUUCGGUCAUUCAUUCAUUCGGACGUUGGGAAUGGACACAUUUGGUAGGAGAAUGGAAGGCAAGUUGCCUGCUCCAUGUCUACUAGUAUAUUUUUUCCUUUUGGUUUAGGGUUGUCUAAAGGUGACGUUCACCCAAACAUGGGAGGAACUGGGGUAGUUUCAAGGGGUGGACCAGCCCUAGUUGUGGGUAUUUCAUAGAGAAAAAGAGGUGGACAGGCUUCCCGACCUAUAAAUACACAAAAGUAGGGGUGGGGUGAGAACCGGAUUUGGAGGAAGGCCCACAUUUAAAACAGACAAUUCCUCUUGUAGACUGUUCGCUUGCAGUUUCGAUUGUGGGACCGGACAACAGUGCUUGGCCUGAGGAUGUUUCCCUGGGGCAACACCAUAUUUCU